Messenger RNA from Fragaria vesca subsp. vesca, 2412 nucleotides. Its product is annotated as protease 2-like. The transcript is spliced from 11 exons. The record is from RefSeq and is a predicted model, not a curated record. NCBI's taxonomy places the organism in Eukaryota, Viridiplantae, Streptophyta, Magnoliopsida, Rosales, Rosaceae. Gene Ontology annotation, molecular function: serine-type endopeptidase activity. Gene Ontology annotation, biological process: proteolysis. The coding region runs from base 1 to 2412 and encodes 803 amino acids.
AUGGCUCUGCUUCUUUCCUUCAUCCUCAACCAAAAGUGUUCCCUCCAAAAGUCCCUCACUUUUACUUUAAUCCCCAACAUAUCCUCCUCCCUCUUCUCUACUCUUUGCUGCAGAGACCACCCCACUUUACAUUCCUCACCGCCGGUCCCAAAGAAAGUACCCUUCACAGUCUCGGCUCACGGCACAACGUGGCAAGACCCCUACCGUUGGAUGUCCAACACCGACGACCCUGAUCUCUCCGACCACCUCAGCCGCGAAAACUCAUACGCCGAUGCUUUCAUGGCUGACAGUCGCGGCCUGCAACGUACACUCGUCUCUGAGAUGACAAGUCGUAUGCCCACCAAGAUUUCCACUCCUCCUGAGCUUUGGGGACCCUGGUUGUAUUACCAAUAUAUUCCGGAGGGGAAAGAAUACCCGGUUCUUUGUAGAAGAUUAGAACUUGGGAAGAAUGGUUGGAUUAAGAGUUUUCUUCAUUAUGCAAGAGGAGGAUUUGGAAAGGAGGAAGUUUUGCUUGAUUGGAAUGAAAUUGCCAAGAAAUAUGGUUACGUGCAUGUUGGUACAUGUCGAAUUUCACCAGACCACCAUUUCCUAGCGUACACACUUGAUAUCAAGGGUAAUGAACAGUUCAUUCUUCAGAUUAAGGACCUAAGACGUGGAUGUAUAAUUCCUAAAGUGCAAAUUAAUGGUGUUGUUAGCUUGGCCUGGGCUGAGGAUAGCAGUACUCUGUUUUAUACACUAUCAGAUGAGAAUCAACGACCUUACAGGGUUCUCUGCUCAAAACUAGGAUCUGAUGAUAUGGAUAAUAUAACUGUGUUUACAGAAAAUGAUUCCAGCUUCUGUGUAGACAUAACAAGCACAAAAGAUGGCAAGUUCAUAACUGUCAAUUCAAACUCAAGGACUUCAUCUGAGGAAGGAAUUUUACUAGUUUAUUUGAUAGAUUCUACCAACCCAUUAGGUGGUUUGCAGAAAGUGUGGAAGCGCAUUUCUGGUGUACAGUAUUUUCUGGAACAUCAUCUUGGAACAUUUUAUGUUCUUACUAAUGCUCCUUCAAAUGAAAGCAAGGCGUGGUCAGGUGAAGGUUAUUACCUAGCUACAUGCAGCGUUGAAGAUAUACUGUCAUCUAAUUGGCAGAAUAUCAUCCUUCCAAGUGAAGACUUCACCAUUCAAGACAUGGACAUGUUUAAUGGGCAUCUGGUUCUUUCUCUUAACAAGAAGGAUUACUCUAUCUUUUGUUCAAUUGAUCUGCCUAUGGCUGUUGAUUGUAAGCAUCAAGUGAAGAUUGAAGAUCUUAAUCCUUGGUUUUUCCCUCUGCCCUCAAAUUCAUGUACCGUUGCUCCAGGUUCAAACCAUGACUUCCAGAACUCAUCAUACCGUGUGGUGCUCUCUUCUCCUGUGAUGCCUGAUGUAGUUAUUGACUAUGACAUGCCAACACGGAGAUUCUCAGUUGUGCAGCAAGAAGAAGUGAUUGGCUUUCGUGGCACAAGCCCACCAGCCAAUGAGCUAGAUAUGAACCAAACUCUUGUUCAACUAAAUGAGAAGGAUAGAAAUGUCCAUAUAAGUGAAUCACAAACAUGGAAGGAUUUUUCUGGUGAAUACUGCUGUGAAAGGAGGGAAGUUGUUUCCCAUGAUGGUGUUAGCGUUCCUUUGACCGUACUGUACUCUCAUACGGCCUGGAAAAAGGGUCAGUCCCCUGGGCUUCUACACGGAUAUGGAGCAUAUGGGGAGGUUUUAGAUAAAAGCUGGUGCACUGAUCAGCUGAGCUUACUUGACCGGGGAUGGGUGGUGGCAUUUGCUGAUGUGAGGGGUAGCGGUGGAGAUUCUUCGUGGCAUGAAGCUGGGAGGCGGUUUAAUAAACUGAACUCGAUUCACGAUUUUGUAUCAUGUGGCAACUAUCUGAUUAAAGAGGGUUAUGUACAUAGAGAUCAGCUUGGUGCUAUUGGAUGUAGUGCUGGAGGUCUUCUUGUUGGAGCAACUAUCAAUAUGUAUCCAGAUCUAUUUCGUGCUGCUAUUUUGAAGGUUCCAUUCCUUGACGUAUGCAACACUCUAAUGGAUCCCAGUUUGCCUCUCACGAUUCUGGAUUAUGAAGAAUUUGGCAAUCCUCAGAUAAAGUCCCAAUUUGAGAAUAUCUUGAGUUAUUCACCUUAUGAUAAUAUCUCCCAAGGCAGUUGCUACCCUUCAAUGCUUGUUAGAGCGUCCUUUCACGACUCCAGGGUAGGGUUUUGGGAAGCAGCCAAGUGGGUGGCCAAAAUUCGAGAUAGCACAUGUCCUCAUUGUUCUUCUUCUGUUAUUCUGAAGACAAACAUGGGUGGAGGACACUUUGGCGAAGGUGGACGCUAUGCUCAAAGUGAGGAAACUGCGUAUGAUUAUGCUUUCCUAAUUAAAGCUAUGGGGAUGCUGAAGAAUGAAAAAUAA